CGCAGGGUUUGAUUGACAGCUUGGAUUGUCCCAGAGAGCGCGCUGCGCGGGCAGAGUCUAGGCAGGGGGAUCCAACAACCAGCCCUGGAGGAAAAAAUAACUCACAGCAGCGAUCGUCUGUUUCAAGAUUAUUUUAUUGCAGUGAGGUAGGCCAGGCCAGUGUGUGUAUCCAUGAAUGUACGUCACCAUGAUGAUGACCGACCAGCUGAUGGACUUAGCUCCGCCUCCGCGGCUGAACGGGGAGCUGCCGCUGAUGCAACACAUGGUUAAUGGAGACGCAGCGCAACAGGUGAUCCUGGUACAGGUGAAUCCAGGGGAGACCUUCACCAUCAGAGCGGAGGACGGCUCGCUGCAAUGCAUCCAGGGUCCUGCUGAGGUCCCAAUGAUGUCCCCCCAUGGAUCAAUCCCCCCCAUCCACGUCCCCCCAGGAUACAUCUCCCAGGUGUUAGAAGACAACACAGGAGUGCGUCGGGUGGUCGUCACCCCCCAGUCUCCUGAAUGUUAUCCCCCCUCGUACUCCCCGCUUCCCCCCACGCCCCACCUCCCGCCGUACCUCACCCACCCCCACUUUAUCCCCAACUCUCACUCCUUCUACCCCCCUGUGAGUCCUGGAGACCUGCCCCCCCACCAGUACUACCAACACCAUCUCCCGCCCAUAUAUGGAGAAGAGAUAAUCCCAGUGUAUGGCAUGUCCAGCUACGUUGGCAGAGAGGAGAGCUACAACAAGCCCCAGCCGAAGAAGAUGAAGGAGCAGAGACAGCUGGAGCGACAGAACAGACUCAACUCUCCUCCCUCUUCCCUGUACAAGUCUCUGGGCUCCAGCCACAAUGGAUACAGCGGGAAGAGCCACGUCCCUUCGCUAGGGUCACUGGGGUCAAUGGGCGGAGCUAACAGUCCAGGAGGGAAGAAGCCGGAACGACGACAACUACGGAGCAGCCCAAGGAGCAACGAGCCAGACACACACACACAAUCACCGCAAGAUCACGACUCGGAGGCAAAAAGAGUUCAGGAAGUGCUCUCCGUCAUCGACAAACCACAGGUGUCCAACGUGCACGCGCGGGGUGCUAGGUUGUCCUGGGCUCCCCCGGUCGGGCUGGUGAACCGGUUCAGCAACAGCCAGUCUCUCACCUACGAGGUCUCUCUGUCCGACAAGGGACGGGAUGGCAAAUACAGACUUAUAUACAGUGGAGAGGAGUUGGAGUGUCAUCUAAAAGACCUGAGGCCAGCUUCAGACUAUCACGUACGAGUCAGCGCGGUGUGUAACUCUAACUUGAGGGGUGUGUGUUCGGAGACGGGGUCGUUUACAACACACACCUGCCCCCCUGACCUGCCCUUCCCCCCCAAACUGUCUCACCGCACCAAGAGCACCCUCACACUACAGUGGAAGCCUCCGAUCGACAACGGAUCCAAAAUCACAAACUACCUUCUUGAGUGGGACGAGGGAAAGAAGAACAGUGUAUUUAGAGAAUGUUACUUUGGGAGCCAGAGACACUGUAAGCUGACCAGACUGUGUCCUGCUGUGGGCUACACCUUCAGAGUGGCUGCUCACAACGACAUAGGCACCAGUGGUUUCAGUACGGAGGUUGUGUUCUACACUACAGGUACGCUGCCCUCCUGCCCCCUGGCACCGCGGCUGCUGCGGGCGGGCGUCUCCUGGGUCACUCUGGAGUGGGGCCGUCCCGAGGGCAGCUCCAACGAGGAACUAAUCACAUACACACUCGAGAUCCAGGAGGACAAUACCGGAACAGACUUUCAUCCGAAGUACACUGGAGACAACCUAACCUCCACAGUGCAAGGCCUGAAGAGGAGCACACAGUACAAAUUCAGGCUGAUAGCGUCUAACGUGGAGGGUGGCAGUAAACCCAGUGAAGUGUUGGUGUGUACUACCUGUCCUGAUAAACCUGGACCCCCUUCUCCCCCCCGAGUCACGACCACUACAUCUUAUGGCUUCACCAUCACCUGGGAUCCUCCCCAGGACAAUGGAGGUUCAGAAGUUCUGACGUAUCUGCUGGAGAUCUCAGAAGGCAGCUCUGACGCGAGCCAGUGGGAGGUGGCGUACAGCGGCCCCGCUACAGAGUGUGUGUGUGAAGAACUGACGCCCGGCACAGUUUACCGCCUGCGAGUGUGUAGCAUCAGCACCGGUGGACACAGCCAGUGUUCCUUCAGCGUUCCGGUUCGGACUUUGAGCGUCGUCCCUGAACCCUGCCAACCGCCCAGGAUCGUGGGUAAUAAACACAAGGAAGUACAGUUAGAAUGGGACGCCCUGACGUCAGAAGGUGUGUGUGAGGAGUGUGUGUUCAGUCUGGAGAUGACAUCAUUAGAGGACGAUGCUGAGUCCAGUGAGAUAUACAAUGGGACAGAGCUGCAGUGCAGUGUGGGUAGCCUGCUGCCGGGGGCAACCUACAACUUCAGACUGAGGGCUGCCAACGAGGCUGGGUUCGGAGAGUACUCUGAGGCAGUGGAGGUGACGACAGCAGCGGGUCCUCCAGGCCAGUGUGUGGCGCCACUCAUCACUCUGAACAACACCACCUGUCUAACAGUCAGCUGGGAGAGUCCUGAAGGAUCAGGCUCUGACAUCUCAGAGUAUCGCCUGGACUGGUCCAGGGAGGAGGAGCCUAUGGAGCUGAUCUACUGUGGACCAGAGACCCAGUGUGAAGUAUCAGACCUGACCCCCGCAACACACUACUGCUGUAGACUACAGGCGGUGAACCAAGCGGGGGCGGGGCCUUACAGUGAACAGAUGACCUUCCAGACUCCAGCGACUAAUCCCGACGCAGUCUCUUCUUUCUUCCUGCUUGACCAGCUCCAAUCAGAUCAGUCCCCCUCCACCUGCCUCUUCCUGAAGUGGGAGGAGCCUAACUGUAAUGGGGCGGAUAUAACGUCUUACAUCAUCAGUCUGGACGAUCAACUCAUUACCGUGGAAACAGGAACCAGUCACCUGAUCACUGACCUUCAGCCAGACAGCCAGUACAGUGUGCGGAUCCAAGCGGUGAAUGUGAUUGGCUGUGGCCCGUUGAGCCCACCUCUGGUGGCUAGGACACGCCCCCUCCCUCCGGCUCCUCCUCCUUUGGAAUGUUCGGCUGCCGGCCCCCAGAGCCUGAAACUGAAGUGGGGGGAGAACGCUGCACACACACACACCCGCGCCCUGCUCUCCAAUGACAUGUUCUACACACUACAGAUGGAAGAUAAGAACCACAGGUUUGUGUGUAUCUACAGAGGUCCCAGUCAUACUUACAAGGUGCAGCGCCUGACCGAGUCCACCAGUUACCGGUUCAGGAUCCAGGCAUGUAGUGACGCAGGGGAGGGACCGUUCUCAGACACACAUACCUUCUCUACCACCAAGACUGUACCCUCCGCACUCAAAGCUCCCAGAGUGCACCAACUGGAAGGGAAUGUGUGUGAGGUCACCUGGGAGACCAUUCCACCAAUGAGAGGUGACCGUGUCAACUACAUCCUGCAGGUGCUGGUUGGACGAGAGUCAGAGUACAAACAGGUGUUUAAGGGAGAAGAGAGUGCCUUCCAAAUCACCGGACUCCAAGGCAACACCGACUACCGUUUCCGUGUAUGCGCCUGCCGCCGUUGCCAGGAUACCAACCAGGAACUCUGUGGCCCUCUAAGCCCCUCCUCCCCGUUCACCCUGCGUCGUCAGGAGCAACAGUGCCUGGGGGAGACCAGCGCCGUGGAGACGGUGAAAGGGGCGGGGAUAAUAUCCAGCGAUGAGCGCUUUGCGGCGGUCGUGGUGUGUGUGUUCGCCGGUGUCUCCAUCCUCAUGGCCUGUCUGCUACAAUACUUCUUCAUGAAGUGAGGGAAUGAAUCGGCAACAGGAUAGAAAAGAGAAAACAAAACGACAGCGAAAAAGAAAACUAGCAUCUACUAAAGAAAGGAAAGAAAACAAACACUUGAGAAUCAAGUGCAGGAUAGAAAGAGAAAAAAACCGAGAGAGGAAACAGACUUCAAACGAAACAGACCUGAGCUGUACUUCAGUUAUUCUACCGCGACAUUGUAGUCCAUGUAUCUCUUUCCUUUUCUCUCUCCCCUCUCUCUCUUUCCCUCUCUCCUCUCUCUCUUUCCCUCUCUCUCGCUCGCUCUCUCUGUUUCUCUUGUCAUUGUUAGUUUGGUCUCUCUAUCUUAUGUAAUGGAUGUAUUUGGAGGGAAGCUGUUCGUGGCCAGAACAAACAAACUGAUAACCAAGCAUUAGCCAGCCAGGAGCCCAGCAGGCUCCUCAAUGACCCGCAUGACAUUAUUUUGUAUCUUUUUAAACCUAAUAGACAAAUUGUGCUUUUCUUUAUAUUUCUUUCCUUUCAAUUCCUUACUUUACUGUGUCUGUGUCCUAUUUGCGCUGUUCGCUGCAGUCUUUUGUAGUUUUUUUCCGUUGUGCCAUUUUGAAAUGUAAUUCUCAAGCUUUAGCCAUGUAUUCAUCACUAUCUGUUACCUUGUCUAUUAUAGGCCAAAUCAUGCAAUCUUGAUGCACAGAUGCACACAGACACAUAGACACAGACACACAGAAACACAUGCAGAUGCACAGCGAGACAAACACACACACACACACACACACACAUGCACAUAGAGACAGAAACACACACACUCACUCAGAUGCCUUCUCUUCUGUGUUCUUUAUUCAGCUACCAAAGCGAUGCCAUUGUUAAAAAAUGCUGCUAUCCUGUUUCGUUAUAUCUAAGAAAGAAUGGAUUUAGUUACCUAAUAUAUACAAUCUAUAUCAAAUAUAUCUAAGAUAGAUCUACCUAUCUAUAUUUGUAGGGGGCGAUGCUAUGAUGUAAUAUAAGAAGUGUAGAGGUCUGAAUGACAGAGAGAAAGAGGAGGGAUCCAGGUAGAUGUUGCCUUUUAACCACAGAUCUAGGACCAGCUUUCUCUCCCCUGAAGCUAACCUAAACCCUUAGGAGUGGGAAAUGCAAAGCUGACUUUAGAUCAGUUUAGGGCAAGGGUGUAAAACCAGGCUCCUGGAGGGCCACACACCUGGCCAUAUCUAGCCAAUCAGCAACAACAGUUGAUCAAUUUAGUUUGAGGUUGAUAAAAACAUGAUGACACUUUGACCUGUGAGAACUGGACCUGACACCCCUGGUCUAGGGAUAACCUGGUAUAUUCCACUGGGAGUGGUUUAGUGAAUUAUAAUAUGUAUUCUAGGUGCUCACCUGCAGAUCUGAGGUCAGUUCAGUAGCCAGUCCCCGCUGUCGAAUGUAGAGGUUACUGAAGUAACCUUUUAUCCGCCCCCUGCCCCCACUCAACCCUCAUACCUAUUCAUACCCUUCUUUUUCUCUGCCCCCUCUCUCUUUUUCUAUCCCUCCGCCAUUCUCAGUACGUCUCCCUCCCCUCCUCAUUCCUAACCUCCCUCCCUCUCCCUCCGUCUCUCUAAUUAAUGCUGUUAUCAUCCCACUCUCUCUAAGCUGUGUUUCACUCCUACUGUUAUCAUCCCAUUCUCUCUCUCUCUAAACUGUGCUUCACUCCUACUGUUAUCAUCCCACUCUCUCUCUCUCUCUCUCUCUCUAAGCUGUGCUUCACUCCUACUGUUAUCAUCCCACUCUCUCUCUCUCUAAGCUGUGCUUCACUCCUACUGUUAUCAUCCCACUCUCUCUCUCUCUCUCUCUCUCUCUCUCUCUCUCUCUCUCUCUCUCUCUCUCUCUCUCUCUCUCUCUCUCUCUCUCUAAGAUGUGCUUCUCUCCUACUGUUAUCAUCCCACUCUCUCUCUCUCUCUCUCUCUCUCUCUCUCUCUCUCUCUCUCUCUCUCUCUCUCUCUCUCUAAGCUGUGCUUCUCUCCUACUGUUAUCAUCCCACCCUCUCUCUCUCUCUCUCUCUCUAAGCUGU
Molecule: messenger RNA, 5820 nt
Organism: Oncorhynchus keta (chum salmon)
Lineage: Eukaryota; Metazoa; Chordata; Actinopteri; Salmoniformes; Salmonidae
Product: fibronectin type III domain-containing protein 3B-like
Molecular function (GO): protein binding
Source: RefSeq, a predicted model, not a curated record